AGGAAGCGUUAAAGAGUCAAAUCUCGUUUGUUUAUAAAAUGAAACCACAAAGUGCUCUCUUCUUCAUAAUUCAAUCAUAAGCCCUCACUUUGAUUUCUCCGUCGUUGCUCCGCUUCCUACUUGUUCAAAGUUUGAAAGAUCAAAAGAAGAAUGAGGGUUGGUUUUUCUGAGCCAGAGACGUGUAGAAACUGUUACCAUCGUCGCAACUCAGGCAUACUUAAUCCUCAAGAAUCCAUCACUUCAGUGCCGGUUAGUUCCGGACCAGUUCAAGCUCUUGGACAUGAUUCUGCUGCUAUUGGUUCAACCUCAACAUCAUCUCCAGUUCAAAGUUCUUCACCAUUCAGCUUUGGUUCCCCUCCUGCUGUCAUCACAUCCGUUAGUUCCGGACCAGCCUUCCAAGCUCCUGUACAAGCUACUUAUGGUUCUGGUGCGUCUACUACUUCCACACCCAUUAGCUUCCUCCCAUUUGGUUACGUGCCACCACCUCCACCGCGUGGUUCUUCACUGUUUGGGCCAGCGCAAGAUAUGACUUGGGCUCUUAAUUCUUAUUCUACAGAGCGCGGUGUUGAAUGGGCCUGGUCCAGACCUGAUGUUGGUGUCUUGCCAGCAUCCUCCUCUACUAGUACAGUAGUUUUUGGUACAACACCAGUGAGUGUUUCUUCACUGUAUGGGCCGUCCCAAGAUUUUCCCAAGAAUACUUCUGUUUGUGCUUCAAGCACCCCAGCACCUACAAGGUGUGAAUGUUCUUUUGCUAGACCUGGUUUUGGUUCCUCGCCAGCAUCUUCAUCUUCUAACCUUUUCGGACCAAACCCUUCGACUACUGCAUCAGUUUUUGGUACAUCUGCAACGAGUGUUUCUUCACUUUUUGCGCCAGCGCAACAUCCACUAAGUUACUACUCUGUUGGUGGUUCAGCCUUUGCUGGUGUUAAAACAUCAUCUCCUCAACCUUUUGGUUUCAAUGGAGCUACUACUCUCUUGCGGAGCUCGCAUGAUGGACAAAAUAUAUCUGCUUCCAACCCUUAUCUAGACAAAAGCCCUGAAGAAUUAAGGUGGGAAGAUUACAAGAAAGGAGGUAUAGGUGGGUCGUUUCCUGCUGCUCAUGCCUCUCCCAUAGGCUCAAGACCCAACGCUGUUUUUUCACCAUCAACUGUGUCGCCAUCAAUAUUUGCUUCUCCAAGCGUACCUGAUCAUCAUCAGAGGACAAACUUUGGUACAACGCAAGGAAACUUUAAUGGUCCUUCUUUUGGUUUCUUCCCUGCUUCUACUGGUGGUGCAACAACAUUUUCACCUAGUGGUUUCGGUCAACCUAAUGCGCCUUUCACUGGUUUCGGUUCCCAGUUUCCGAGUUCUUUUUCAUCGUUCUCUACUACAUUUCCUGCCGAAAGCUCCUGUAUUCAGAGACCCCAUGAAACAGCUGCUGUUUCUUCCCCAGCAUUUGGAUGCACAGUGUGUGGAGCAACAAGUAGCUCCUCUGCUUCUGGUCACUUCACUUUUAAUGGUGCCACAACUCCUCCAUCAGCUGCUACAACUCCUCCCGGGUUGUUCUUUCCUACCGCUAGUUCUGGUCCUAUGAUGUUUGGUACAACUCUUGCUGCUCAAGGCACAACUCCAGCACUUCAAACCUAUCCUGUUCAAGGUUUCAUUCUUCUCCCGUUCGCCGCCAUGAGUUUGCAGUAAUUUCAUUACUCUCCAGCAGUUCAAGCCUAUCUUGUACAAGGUUUCAUUCUUCUCCCAUUCGCCGCCAUGAGUCUGCAGUAAUUUCUUUACUCUUUGCAUCAAACUCUGUCUUCCAAAUUGUAGGACUAAGUCUUUGUUUUGAUUAAGAAAAAAAAAAAAAACAAUUCUGUCAAAUUUAUGACUA
Molecule: messenger RNA, 1861 nt
Organism: Arabidopsis lyrata subsp. lyrata
Lineage: Eukaryota; Viridiplantae; Streptophyta; Magnoliopsida; Brassicales; Brassicaceae
Product: nuclear pore complex protein NUP98B
Exons: 3
Coding region: 151-1677 (508 amino acids)
Source: RefSeq, a predicted model, not a curated record